UGUUUGCGGUAUUUCGUUUGCUUGAUGUUUUCUUGCUCAUUCGCUCCUACCCAAUGUGUGAAAUGGAUAAAUUGCUCUCGCUCGUAUUCGAGAGUACCAUUUUGUAAUUCCAAUUUUAUUUGCUAAAAGACUUACUUAGAUUUCUAUGACUUAAAAAACUUAUUUUAUUUAGUUAUUUUUAUAUUUUAAUUAUUAUGAAUAAUGGAAUGUACCCAUUUAUUAGAUAACGUUAAGUUGGAUAGCAAUCUUUUCGGUGAGGAGACUGCGAUCACAAAGGACUUUAAUUGUGCAGAAUGCAUGAUCAAAGAGCAAAACUGGCUGUGUUUGCAAUGUGGUAUGGUCAACUGUGGCCGCUAUGCCAAUGGACAUGCGAAACAACAUGCAGAAUCACUUGACCACCAACUCUGCAUGAGUUGCGAUGUGUAUUCAGUUUACUGUUACAAAUGUGACGAUUAUGUUUCAAACGAUUUAGAUCAUCAAAAAAUAGACAAAAUAAGGCAAAGUAUUAUGCAAGUUAGGAAUAAUGAAAAUGCUGAACCAAAUAGAAACAUAGAUGAAAUUGAAGAUGUCAGAGACAGUCAAAGUCACAACAGUCCCGCAUCAAACGAAUUGGAUUCAAGCGAUAAGGUUGUACUAUCGCUGAAUAUCACAGAAGAUAAUAGCGUUGAAGUGACUCCUACUAGUUCUUGUGAUGCUGAAAGUACAGAACCGAGUGUCUCUGAUGUGUCAGAAAACAAACUAACGAAAAGUACUAAGAAUUUAGAAGAACCAGUGCGAAGCUUACGACCACGUUCACGGAAACGAUCUCAUUCUGAAGACAGCAGUUCAACAGAGAAUUUAGGACAACCUUCUAGAAGCAAAGAGAAGAAAAAUUUACAUUGCAAUGGAAAGAGUCAGAGAGAAAAGAAGAUUGUAGGCUUAAAGAAUUUAGGAAAUACAUGUUUUAUGAAUGCGGUACUACAAAGUCUGAAUAAUAUACAGGAAUUUAGUUGCUACUUCAGUCAGCUUCCAUCACUGGAGACGAAGACGAAUGGACGAAAAGUGUACCACUCGAGAAGUUAUACUCGACAAGAAAUGCACGAUGUCGUUAUGGCGGAAGAACUCAGAAAGGUGCUUAUAAAUCUGAACACGGGUGGAUGUGGGUCGAAAGGCGCUAUAUCCCCGGAAUGCCUCUUCCUCGUGAUCUGGAAGGUAGUGCCGAGGUUUCGCGGUUAUCAACAACAAGAUGCGCACGAGUUUCUGCGAUACAUGCUAGAUAGACUGCACACGGAGCUGCAGCAGCUGCUGCCGCCGGAGCGCGCGGACGCCGGCCUCGUGCGCGCGCCGGCGUCCAUCGUCACCGCGGUCUUCGGCGGCACGCUGCAGAGCGAGGUCCGAUGCUUAGCCUGCGGUACGGAAAGUAAGAAGUUUGAUCCAUUCCUAGAUCUCUCGCUGGAACUUCCCGAAACUGGCAGACAUGAGUCACCUGUAGCUCUAACUGAUUGUCUAGCAAGCUUCGUACAGGUUGAAGAGUUGGCUGAUACAGAGCGAUACUUCUGCAGUAGCUGUAAGUGUAAACAGAAGUCCACCAAGCAGUUUUGGAUACGAAGAUUACCUAAUGUCCUAUGUUUACAUCUCAAGAGAUUCCGAUGGCAUAAUUAUUUUAGGACCAAGGUGGACACCAACAUAUCGUUUCCGCUGAGCGCGCUGGACAUGUCCCGGUUCGUGCUCGACAACGUGCCCGACACGCGCCGCUCCGGCCGCGGCAGCUUCCUCUACGACCUGGCCGCCGUCAUCGUGCACCACGGCUCGGGAGCCGGCUCGGGUCACUACACCGCGUUCGCUAUCAACGAAGACCAGUGGUUCCACUUCAACGACCAAACGGUUCGAGCGACGGACGCCAGCGCUGUGGCCUCUUGCAAGCCAUACAUUCUUUUCUACAUACGACAAGAAAUCGCGCUCUCCACGUGACCGGAUCGACCGGACUAUACUAUCGGAAUUAGCUCACAAUUUUCAUCGGUUGCUAUGACACUAUCUGCUUAACGUCGGUUUCUAUAUUCAAAAAACGAAUUAAUUUGAAAUUUAAUGGUUCUUAAACAAAUUGUUUUUUUUUAUCAACGUGACUAGGCCGAGCGGAUGCUACUAUCGGAAUUGGCUCGCUAACCUCACCGGCUAUUACGACACUAACUGCUUAAGCUCGGUGUCCUAUAUUACAAAAACGAUGAAACGAAUGUGUUCGAAAUUAAACGGUUCGUAAACGAACCAUUUUUUUUAAUGCA
Molecule: messenger RNA, 2258 nt
Organism: Melitaea cinxia (Glanville fritillary)
Lineage: Eukaryota; Metazoa; Arthropoda; Insecta; Lepidoptera; Nymphalidae
Product: ubiquitin carboxyl-terminal hydrolase 3-like
Exons: 10
Coding region: 202-1950 (582 amino acids)
Biological process (GO): protein deubiquitination
Cellular component (GO): cytoplasm
Molecular function (GO): cysteine-type deubiquitinase activity; zinc ion binding
Source: RefSeq, a predicted model, not a curated record